AUGGUCCAGCCCGUGGGUAUCCUAUUGGUUUCCAUCUGCCUGCUUCACAGUCUGUUCAGUCUUCAAGAGGAAGAUUAUUAUGCACCAACUAUGGAUUCUGUCAUUAGUAAGCCAGAGAUAGAAGAUGGUGAAUGUGUCUUUCCAUUCUGGUAUAGAAAUGAAAUAUUCUAUGACUGCGUCACUUUCAAUGCAAAACACAAGUGGUGUUCUUUGAACAAGACUUUUCAAGGUUACUGGAAGUACUGUUCUCUCUCAGACUAUGCUCAAUGUGCCUUUCCCUUCUGGUUCAGACGCAUGAUCUACUGGGAUUGCACAGAGGAUGGGGAAGUGUUUGGAAAAAAGUGGUGUUCACUCACUCCAAAUUUCAACAAAGACCACAUUUGGAAAUAUUGUAUGUAAGGGUGAGAUUGACUAGAUGAAGAUGAGGAGGAGGAGGAGGAAGAGGAAGAGGAGAACUGGGGGGGAAAUACUGAGUUUCCUUGGAGAGUAUCCCUCUUUCUUUUGGUCAGGAGAGGAAGAGGUGGAAUCUUGAUUUCAAGCUUUUGUUCAAAUUUAAAUUUUCUUUUUCUAGGAUGUGAGAUGAUGAUGCUCUGACUGUAGAUGACUUCAGGUUUAAAUGAUGGAUUAUGGUAUUUUAUGGAGAGUUAUUGUUUAGCUUCCACAUUUUAUUUGCUAUGUAUAUAAAAUGAAGCUCUUAAAAAAAUACCAUGUCAGGUAGAAG
Microtus ochrogaster (prairie vole) is the source of this 721-nucleotide messenger RNA. RefSeq names its product binder of sperm protein homolog 1. The record is from RefSeq and is a predicted model, not a curated record. Gene Ontology annotation, molecular function: heparin binding. Gene Ontology annotation, biological process: sperm capacitation. NCBI's taxonomy places the organism in Eukaryota, Metazoa, Chordata, Mammalia, Rodentia, Cricetidae. Gene Ontology annotation, cellular component: cell surface.